Molecule: messenger RNA, 7556 nt
Organism: Cheilinus undulatus (humphead wrasse)
Lineage: Eukaryota; Metazoa; Chordata; Actinopteri; Labriformes; Labridae
Product: vinculin-like
Exons: 23
Coding region: 179-3559 (1126 amino acids)
Biological process (GO): cell adhesion
Cellular component (GO): actin cytoskeleton
Molecular function (GO): actin filament binding; structural molecule activity
Source: RefSeq, a predicted model, not a curated record
CCGGAGGACACCGACCGUCUGAGUCCAGCUUUACCGAGGAGAGCACCGGGAGGAGAGGAGAGGAUCUGUGCUCCUGUCUGUACCUACCGGAGAGGAGGAAGAGGAGGAUCUUCAGAGCUGGAUCUGGAGCGACCAGCCGCCUUUUCUUCAGUCAGGGCUGCGGUAAAAGUCGUUCACGAUGCCGGUGUUUCACACCAAGACCAUCGAGAGUAUCCUGGAGCCGGUGGCCCAGCAGAUCUCCCACCUGGUCAUCAUGCACGAGGAGGGGGAGGUGGACGGUAAAGCCAUCCCGGAUCUGACGGUGCCGGUGGCCGCGGUGCAGGCGGCUGUCAGCAACCUUGUGCGGGUGGGGAAGGAGACGGUUCAAACCACCGAGGACCAGGUGAUGAAGAGGGACAUGCCUCCUGCGUUCAUUAAGGUGGAGAACUCGAGCUCUAAGCUGGUGCAGGCGUCUCAGAUGCUGAAGGCGGAUCCAUACUCUGUUCCUGCUCGAGAUUACCUGAUAGAUGGAUCCAGAGGGAUCCUGUCAGGGACUUCUGACCUGCUUCUUACCUUCGAUGAGGCCGAGGUGAGGAAGAUCAUUCGGGUAUGUAAAGGUAUCCUUGAGUAUCUGACAGUAGCUGAGGUGGUGGAGACUAUGGAGGACCUCAUCACCUACACCAAGAACCUGGGACCAGGUAUGACCAAAAUGUCAAAGAUGAUCGAGGAGCGACAGCAGGAGCUCACUCAUCAGGAGCACCGACAGAUGCUGGUCAGCUCCAUGAACACCAUCAAAGAGCUGCUGCCUGUCCUCAUAUCAGCUAUAAAGAUUUUUGUGGCUACAAAGAGCAGUCGAGGUGCCGGUGUCGAGGAGGCAGAGAGGAACAGAAGGUUUACUUUUGAAAAGAUGAGCGCUGAAAUCAACGAAAUCAUCCGAGUGUUACAGCUCACCACGUGGGACGAAGACGCCUGGGCCAAUAAGAAGGAUAUGGAGGCUUUGAAGAGAUCUCUGGCUUUGAUAGAGUCAAAGAUGGGGCAGGCUAAAAGCUGGCUCAAAGACCCUCAUGGACAGCCAGGAGACCCUGGUGAGGUGGCCCUGCGUGUGAUUCUGGAUGAAGCUGGUAAAGUGGGAGAACUGUGUGCUGGGAAGGAGAGGAAAGACAUUCUGGCAACAGCUAAGGCUCUGGGACAGAUGACGGACCAGGUCGCAGACCUACGACUCAGAGGCCAGGGCCCGACCCCGGGGUGUGUUCAGCGAGCAGGCCAGUGCUCACAGGGCUUAGACUUGUUAUUUGGCAAAGUGGACAGUGCUGCUCGCAGACUGGAGGCUUUAAUCAAUGCCAAGCAGGCCAUUGCCAGGAGGCUGGAUGCUGCACAGGCCUGGCUGGCCGAUCCUAAUGGCGGUCCUGAGGGGGAGGAGAACAUCAGAGCGCUGCUAGCAGAGGCCAAACGCAUCGCUGAUCUUUGUGAAGACCCCAAAGAGAGGGACGACAUCCUGCGCUCCAUCAGUGAGAUCGCAGGCCUCACCGCCAGACUCAUGGAGCUGCGCAGACAGGGUAAAGGUGACAGUCCCGAGGCCCGUGCUUUAGCAAAGCAGAUCGGCGCAGCCCUGCUGACCCUGCAGUCCAAAACCAACCGUGCUGUAGCCAACAUGAGACCGGCAAAACCUGCCGUCACCCUGGAGGGUAAGAUGGAGCAGGCCCUGCGCUGGGUGAACAACCCCGGAGUGGACGACAGAGGAAUAGGUCAGGCAGCGAUCAGAGGGAUGGUUGGAGAAGGGAAGCGGCUGGCAGGAGGCCUAUUGGGUCCGUACAGACAGGAUAUGAUUGGACGCUGCGACCGAACAGAGGGUCUGAUGAACUCUUUGGCAGACAUGGCCAGCAGGGGCGAAGCUGAGGCUCCUCAUGCUCGAGCAACAGCUGCACAACUGCAGGACAGCCUCAAGGACCUGAGGCAGCACAUGCAGGAGGUGAUGACCCAGGAAGUAUCUGAUGUUUUCAGUGACACCACCACACCUGUGAAGCUGCUGGCUGUGGCUGCGACUGCCCCCCCUGAUGCCCCCAACAGAGCUGAGGUUUUUGAGGAGCGUGCAGGAAACUUCGAGGCCCACGCAGGUCGUCUUGGGGCGACUGCAGAAAAAGCUGCAGCCGUGGGAACAGCCAAUAAGAGCACAGUAGAGGGUAUACAUGCUGCUGUGAAACAUGCCAGGGAGCUCACACCACAGGUGACUUCAGCUGCUCGGAUCCUGCUGAAAAAUCCAGGAAAUAAAGCGGCAUAUGAGCACUUUGACACCAUGAAGAAUCAGUGGAUCGACAACGUGGAGAGGCUCACUGGUCUGGUGGAUGAGGCCAUCGACACCAAAUCUCUGCUCGAUGCAUCCGAGGAGGCGAUAAAGAAAGACAUAGACAAGUGCAGAGUUGCCAUGGCGAAUGUUCAGCCCCAAAUGCUUGUUGCCGGGGCAACAAGCAUAGCAAGACGAGCUAACCGGGUCCUGUUGGUGGCUAAGAGGGAGGUGGAAAACUCUGAGGAUCCUCGGUUCAGAGACACAGUAAAGCAUGCGUCGGACAUCCUCUCACACACCAUCUCACCAAUGGUGAUGGAUGCUAAGGCUGUGGCUGGAAACAUUCAAGAUAAAGCUCUGCAGAAGGCUUACUUAGACUCAUGUCUGAGGAUUUUGGCAGCAGUGGGAAAAGUCAGAGAAGCCUUCCAGCCUCAGGAGCCUGACUUCCCUCCUCCACCACCAGACCUGGACCAGCUCCAUGUUAGCGAUGAGCAGGCUCCACCAAAGCCCCCCUUGCCAGAGGGUGAGGUGCCCCCACCUCGACCCCCUCCUCCAGAGGAGAAGGAUGAGGAGUUCCCAGAGCAGAAGGCUGGAGAGGUGCUGAGCGAACCCAUGAUGGUGGCCGCAAGGCAGCUGCACGAUGAAGCACGCAAGUGGUCGAGCAAGCCUGAGGAUGAGGAGGCAGUAGAGGAGAGGGAGGUAGAUGAUGAAGAUGAGUUUACUGAUGGUGAGGAUGACUAUGAGCCAGAACUGCUGAUGAUGCCCUCCAACCAGCCUGUCAAUCAACCCAUUCUGGCAGCUGCCCAGUCUCUCCACCAGGAGGCGCGCAAAUGGUCCAGCAAGGGUAAUGAUAUCAUAGCAGCAGCCAAAAGGAUGGCUCUGUUAAUGGCAGAAAUGUCUCGACUGGUGCGUGGUGGAAGUGGGAACAAACGAGCGCUGAUCCAGUGUGCUAAGGACAUCGCCAAGGCCUCAGAUGAGGUGACAAGACUGGCAAAAGAAGUGGCCAAGCAGUGCACUGACAGACGCAUUAGAACUAACCUGCUACAGGUGUGUGAGAGGAUCCCCACCAUCAGCACUCAGCUGAAAAUUCUCUCAACUGUCAAAGCCACCAUGUUGGGACGAACAAACAUCAGCGAAGAGGAGUCUGAGCAGGCCACAGAGAUGCUGGUCCAUAAUGCCCAGAAUCUGAUGCAGUCUGUGAAGGAGACAGUCAGAGAAGCAGAAGCCGCCUCUAUCAAGAUCCGCACAGAUGCAGGCUUUACCCUUCGCUGGGUACGCAAGACCCCGUGGUACCAAUAAAAAAAAACACUUGAUCGCUGACACUAGGGACUCUCUUUACUCUGCAGCGAUAGCAAAUGACUUGAUUCAAGGUAGCAAAUGUGCACUUCUUCAAAGAAAACUGCAGGUGAUUUUUGUCCAUCCUCCACUGUAGUUUUACACCGGGAAUGUCUGGUACAAAGCAGGUUUUAUUUGUUGGAGGCAGUGCAGCUUUGCUCUCCAGUUCCCUUUAUCUGUAAUCGUGGUAUCCUGCAGGCUCAUCAGAGACACUUUUUGAAUAUAUAUUUUUGGUAUGUUGUGUUACAAGAGCUUAUCAGAAUCCCAGGUAAAUAUAUUUUUUUGCAUGGAAAUUUUUUCUAUUUUCUAAAGACAAAUUAUGAAAACUAGAAACUUGUCUAUGGAGGACAUUUACUUUAAUUCAGUUUCUUAUUGUCUAUUGUAUAUACAGCAGUAAUUUGUUUUUUUGGACAACACUCAGCUCUGAGUUUUGUACACUGAGUUUGACACUAAAGUGUGGAGUCUUGCGUGGGCUGAUGAGCCUCUUCAUGUUUACGUUUAGAAAUAACGCUGUUCUUAACUAAAGAUCUAUGAAUUUUAAGGUGAAAUAUAAUUACUUGAAGAACUAUAAUGUCUUCUGGAUUGAAAGUGCUAGAACUUAAAGGCAAACGAUACAGCAUCUAGGGUGAUUGUAUAUUUGAAAAAAUGUAUUAUUGUCAGUAGAGCUUUUUGUUGAUGGAGUAUCUAAAAUUGAUAGUUGGGAGAUUUUCACAGAGCUGGGAUGUUGUGAAUGUCACUUUUGAAUUAUUUGUUUUAACUUGAUUUAAUCGGACAGUGAACAAUGCCAAAGGUUUUCUUUCACACUACUGUAAGCCUCAUUAAGUUCUCUUAACAUUCAAAACCAGGUUAUACAGUUAACACAGGGUCCUUCUCACACAUGCAAUCUUGAAUACUUUUAGAAAUAUCAGGAAAGCUUGCUCAGAAAUCUUCCCAAUAUCCUCUUUAAGGCUGGCAUAAUACUAGAUGGUUUUAAAUAUGAUGUAAGGCUUAAUUUGCAACCACCAACGAUCAAGUGGCCUAAUUUGAGCCUUUUCACAACUGAUUAUCUGUCUGAAUAAUUUUCAAGCGUCUAGUCAAUACAAUUUUUUUACUACCUGAUGGAAUGUGAGUCUCCUUGAUCUGGAAUCAUAAAUAUCAGACAUGUUAAAGGUUUACGAUCCCAGGUCGGGAUGCUUUUAACAGAAUACCAAUAAAAGCCAGUGAGAACAAACUGACAGGGUAGCAUCACCAAACAGAAUUUGAAUAUUUUUACAGCUAACUAACAUACAGUAAAUCCAACGAUUUUUUUUUUUUUUUUUUGCUGGCAAACAGAACACACACCAGGACAGCCAGCUGAAGAUGUCAGUCAUCCUCCAUGUUUGUUUUUCACAUUUGAUCACAAUUUUCUGUGAAAUCUCAUGGCUGUGGAAUCACCACUGUGAAAUCAUUACUUCAAAUGGCAGGUGUGCGGUCUCUGCCUGCCUCUCACAAAUUCCAAACAGACCGAACAUCUCAGACGCCCCCUCUCAUAGACUGUUUGUUGGGAUGCCAACUCAGUCAGAUCAGAAAUAGGCACUUCAGUUUUUUAACUAAAAUAGGAUAAAACUUCCAUUCAGGGUUACGGUAAAGCUUAAGGUAAGGGUCGGGAUACCAAAAGUUCAACGUUAAAAACCUGACCUGAAAAAGCCUCAUUACAAAACAUUUAAUAAAGCUGAGUAAACAGUCUGCUAAAAGGAAAAACGCUCAUCCUCCAUAAAAAAAAUAGUCUAGCAUAGCAAAUGUAGCUGCAUAAUCUACGUAAAUAAUGUAGCUACACAGCUAACGUAGCUAAAGAUAAGCUCAUAAAGCACAUGGAUAUCAGUACAAACUAAGCUCUGUAGUUAACGUAGCAAACGUAAGCCAAUGUAGCCACAUUAGCUUUGCUAUUUUUGCCAGAGCUCAUGUUGCUAACGCCUAGUUUCCACAACUCCAAACUUUCCACUUAAAUGUUAAAAUAUAUAUGACACUACUAAAGCUGUCUUACAGCCCUUUAUAUUGACUGAGAAAUCCUGAGAAAUUUCAUAUCAAAUAGCUUAAUAUGUCUGCAUAUCAAGCUGAUAAAUAUGACUGGUAGCCUGUUAGAUAGUUUGCACCCUGCCAUACAGUUUCUAUGAAAUCUGCUGCAAAAGUUCAGUUUUUCCAACAUACUAAAGGUACAUUCCAGGGGAAAAUAUUACAGAGGGCAGGAGUUUUGCAGGUAUGACGGACAUCAUGGAGCUUCCCAUAGGAAUGAAUGGACUUCCUGUUGACUUAGCUCCAUAACUACAUGUGUGGAAAUGAGGCUUACAUAGCAACAUUAACUACGAAGCUAGCGUAGCUUUGUUAGCAUUGGCUAAAGCUUUUAGAGCUAAGGCGAGCCACCAUUUGUCUAACUACUUCUUAAAUGGGUCUCUACAUAAUGUAAUCCCUUUGACCCUUGUUCUCUGUUUUAUUUAUGAAAUGCUGCUUAGUCUGUAAUGUGGGGGGGGGUGUCAGAGAUGUAUGGUCUGUAGCCAGAGCCCUCGCACUAAAUUUGCCAUGCUUUGCUGGCGGUGAGAAACAGCAUACAUUGUUUUUAUAUAGCCUUGCUGAGCCUCCCCCGUCGUUUCUUUGGGGCACCCUUUGGAGCCAUGGACCCACCAUCACCGGUCUAGUUUGAGCAUUUGGAGAACUGUUAUCUCAGAGAAGUCCAACUAUUCUCAUGGCUAUGGUCUCUUAAAAUUUGUACAACUGGGAAAUCAUCUAUUUUGUUGCCAGCCCACUUUUCACUAAGAGACUUUCCUUUAAGAGGACACUACGGGAGCGGCUGAUGCAGAGGUGCUUUAUAAUCAAUUCUAUUUGUAAUUGGAUAAACAGCAUAAAAGAAAGCUGGACUAAAAUGCAAUGCAGGCAAACAGAAAAGAUAAUGAAGGAUACAUGAAGACUGAACUGGCUCCACAGCGAUGGCAGAGUAUGAACGUUGUCAUCCUGGGCCACUCGCUAAGAUUGACCUUACCGAAGUAUGACCUGCUGUGCUCACACAUUAGUUCAGCCCAACUUAUUCUGGAAAUUUUAGUUAAAAGCUGGGAGAAAAAAAAAAGUCUGGAUAAAGUAAUGGUUAAAAAAAACAACUUUUAUUUUUGCAUUUACACAUGACGCACACUCAACAGUUUUCAGGACAUUUUUAGAGUUUUGUGCGUGUGUGAAAAGGCUUUAACAGUUCUCCAUAGAGACCCUGCAGAAAGCCUAUGUUUGGUGAAGAGGUGUUUUUUUUUUUAACUACGAAGUCUGUUUUCUGCUUUUUUAAACGUAUACCAGUACUAUGUUUCUGCUCUAUCUCUAUAACAGUUGAACUGUUUGGGUUUAUUUAUGAAACUAUCAAAAAAAACAUUGUUAUUUUCAGCCAACAAAGAUCCUCUUAUAAACAUGUCUGUAUUUUUAGAGCUCAGUAGACCCACUUUGAAUGUUCUGACUCACAUGUUCUUGGUGACCCAGGUGGUUUAAAUACAAAAACAACCUUUUUAAUGUGAUUUCAGGUAUUGUUCUCAUUUUUAAGGUUUAGAUCAAAAUACUUUUAAAAUGGUUGUACUUGUCUGGAAUUAAUAUACAGCAGUAUUACAUGAAAUCGGAGUAGUGUGUAAUUUCCUAAAGAGAUGCUCAUCAAGUUUUUGGUAGAUUUUUCUCAACGUCUGAGCAAAUUUUCAACAGAGAAUCUUUAAGUUUGUGUGAAUGUGUGAAGCUUAUUCACUUAAACAGUGUUAAUGAGCAGUCCCACAGGGACAGCAGCACUGAAUGUUUUCUGCAUUUUCAUAUUUAUUUGGGCCUACUGAGCAUGUAGCAGUCUCUGACUCCUCGCUGAGAGGGACAGGGUGUAUACGUCUGUGUGUACGUGAUGGUUCAUUCACACCCUGAAUGUAUUCUGAUAGCUUCUAGCCCUGCCAACACAUCUGCUGUGCCUUGGAAGAAUUAAAGACUACAAUGAUGA